Molecule: messenger RNA, 517 nt
Organism: Pimephales promelas (fathead minnow)
Lineage: Eukaryota; Metazoa; Chordata; Actinopteri; Cypriniformes; Leuciscidae
Gene: coa3b
Product: cytochrome C oxidase assembly factor 3b
Biological process (GO): mitochondrial respiratory chain complex IV assembly
Cellular component (GO): mitochondrial inner membrane
Source: RefSeq, a predicted model, not a curated record
CGUCACAGAUGACGGAACAAACAUGGAGGAAAAGACGCAGAACUCGUCCUCAGCAGGCCCGAAACAUCUUACACCUGCCCAGAAACAGCUGCUUAAAAGACAGCAGGAACUGGAAUAUUGGAAAAGGAACUCAAAACAAAUCCGAAGCCGUAAUUUGAUCACGGGACUGACCAUCGGAGCCUUUGUGGUGGGCCUAUUCAGCUACACUAUUCUCUCAGUCAGGCAGGAGAGAAUCAUGGACGAGAUUGAUGACGAGGCAAAGACCUUCGUCAUGAAAGGGCCUCGGACGGGGGCCAACUCUUAGUCUUGGUGAUUUUGAAGGAGCCGCAGGUGUGAAAUGUUGCCAAGACUGUCAACGUUUGUCUUGAUGUUUGAGACUGUUGAUCUUUUGCAUACAGUCGCAAUGAAAAUUUAUUUUCCAGUGGCCACAUUAUGAUACAAAGCAAAAUGCAAAUGCCUUCAUGAAUGCAUAUUUCACUAAGGAAUGAUUUCAAUAAAUUUGUAUUUAUUUGAUUCA